Messenger RNA from Pelobates cultripes (western spadefoot toad), 291 nucleotides. NCBI's taxonomy places the organism in Eukaryota, Metazoa, Chordata, Amphibia, Anura, Pelobatidae. The record is from the annotation of a GenBank genome assembly.
AUGCCGUUCUGGGAGGGAGUGAAGGAGACAACAGAGGAGAUCAUCGGAGAUGUGGUAUGUUUCGACAUGGAGACAGUUCUCCUACACUCAACGUCAACUUCCAUUGCGACAUACAGAAAAUCAAUACUCCGACACUUGCUGAAUGCUGCCAAAGCCCUGAUGCCACUGCACUGGAAGCAGGAUAUAACCCUGACGUUGGGACAAUGGAUGGACGGAGUUGAGGAGAUUUACAUGUCGGAGUCUGUGCAGGCCUCGCUGCUGGGCAAUGAGGAGAAGCAUGUGGAGAGGUGA